This is a messenger RNA of Symbiodinium sp. CCMP2592, 4239 nucleotides long. The record is from the annotation of a GenBank genome assembly. Lineage: Eukaryota; Dinophyceae; Suessiales; Symbiodiniaceae.
AUGGACGGUGCUGGAGCGGCACAGCAACAGGUGCCCAUGGCUGAUGGGCAGCAAGGCGCACCAGCUGAUGCGCAGGCGGGGCAGCGAAUGAUCCCGGCGGACCAAGUUGACAGGCUGGUCAAGGCAAGGAUCGAGCAGGCCUUCAGUGGGGUCUUUGGGAGAUUUAUUUCAAUUUCUGAGCGGGCCGCUGAGGCGGCAGAGGCCCAGGCGAGCAGCCAAAGGUCGGACAGCCUGGUGAAAGCACUCAAGCUCGACAUCUUCAAGCCGAGCAGCAGAGAGGAGGAACUGCGGCAGUGGAAAGAGUGGUGGUUUUCUUUCACUACGUAUGUGUGUGCGCAUGAUGCUAAGUACGAGGCCGACUUCCGCGAGAUCGACCUAGAGGUGCCGCUUUCCCACGAGUUGAUGGAGCAAGCCCAGGUGGAAAGGAGCCAGAAGCUCUUCGGGCUUCUGUGCUCUGUGGUCAAGGGCAGGCCUUUGCUUCUGAUCCGCAGCUUGGAGACUACACGCUGUGGGCUGGAGGCCGUGCGCCUCCUGAGGUGCGAGAUGGAGCCCAGGGACAAGACGAGGAGUUUGGCGCUCAUGCGCCAGCUUGCGGCGUGGACCUUCCCCACGACAGGGAGCCUCCACGAGCACUUGGUGAAGUACGAGGACGCGCUCAGGAUGUACGAGGAAGCCUCGGGAGCAAGCUUCCCACCGGAGCUAACCAUGGCGACAGUGGUAACAGGUGCCGGCCAAGGGCGAGGAUGGCAAGGACAGUGGAAGCAGCAGCCGUGGAGCAGCGGCGGUUGGCAGAGCCAAGGCAAAGACCAGAAGGGAGGAAAGCCGAAAGGGAAAGGCUUUGGAGGUGGAUGCGCGAUCUGCGGCGACAUGAACCACUGGAAAAACGAGUGCCCGACAAAGGGAAAAGGCCGGGUCAACCAAGUUGAGACCCAGAGCGUUUCCGGGCUCUCGGCUGCGGCGGCGUCCACCACGGCCUCUACGAUCCCGUCUUCGGCCUCAGCCUUGCGGGCCCAGCAGCAGCAACAGCAGAGCAUGGGGAUCAACCAGGUCACGGCCUUCCGCUGCGAGACCCCUCCAGAGUGCAGGUUCACUGAGGUUUUCGAUAUGACCGAAAUCGACGAGGAUGGGGAAACCUUCUCGCUUGGAGGCCCGGCCCUGUCCCUCAUGAUGGUGACCGCGAGCGACGAGGACCAGGAGGCCGGGGAGCACGAGCCCGAGAGUGAAGACGAGCCCUUCGGCAUCCCGGUCUUCUCCAUGGACGCCAGCGACGGCGACGGCCAUUGGACCAUUUGCCCCGGCCUGGAAGAAGCCAGCGGCAGCCCAGCUGGGGUCCUUGCCGUGAGGGCCCAAGGAAGUGUUAGCGUCGAGGUUGUGAUCGAUAGUGGGGCGGAUGCGCAGGGCAAGCGCAUCCAUGAGCUCGACACGCGCAACCUGGAGGUCGAGCUGGAGACGGUCGACGGCGCCACGGUGACGAUCAGGGAAAAGUUCAGCAUUGCCAAGAUUGAGUCGGUUAUCCUGUCAUUGGGCCGGCUCAUCCGUGCUGGCUGGAGCUUGGGCGACAAUGGAGGCAGGCCUGUUAUCCGCAGGAAUGAGCACCAAGUCCCAAUACGCUUGAGGAGGAACACCUUGACAGUUUUGGCCACCAUCUCGGCCAUCAUGACGGGUGGCACGGGAAGCGUGGCUGAAGGAGCGAGCCCAGCAAGCGGGAGCAACCCGCCAGCCAGCAGGGUGAACAUGAUGACCUACGACGACAUGGGGACCCUGCCGGCCGAGCUCUUCUCUGUGGCUGGCCGGCCCGGCUGGCACAUUAUGCCAAGCGGCUUGCCGGUGAUGGUGACGCACAGCACCGAGGAGCUCGAGCUGGAGAAGUCACUGUGGACUACGAGCGACUGGUCGUGGGUGGCGGUCUUUGUCAAGGUCGAGCAGAGCCAAGGAGAUGUUUGGGUGCAGGCCGUCACCAUGGAAACGGAGGCCUACGAGUCGGCACCCAAGCUGCUCACAGAGAUUGACCCGGACCUGACCGGGCGGCACGACCUCAUCAUGAUCCUCCACGUCGACGAGCUGCCCAAGGACCUUCUUAGCAACCCGCGCGAGGUCUUCUCCGAGCAGCCCGACGGCCAGAUCGCGGAACCCAUGGUGGAGGACGAGGAGGCGGCUGGCAUAGGCGCUCUCCCUGAUGAGCUGGUUGGUGAAGGGCGAGUUCUUGACGAAGGCGAGCCGACUGAGGUGGAGGAGCUCGAGGGCGUCCGGCUGGAAGUGGCAACGCCACUUAAAGACCUGAGGGAGCUGUGCGAGAAGCUUGGCCUACCAAGGAGCGGGGGGAAAGGCAAGGUGCUGAGGCGGCUUCUUGAUCACCACAUGGUUCUCUCCAGGCAGCUUGCAACGGAGGUGGCCAAGAAGAUGUACCGCGAGCAAGAAAGGGACCCUAGGGUUCCCAAGAUGCCAGUUCUCCCCAGCGUUCGCCAACAGCAGCUCCACGCGGUGACCCACCAACCGUUUGCUGCGUGGUGCGAGUGCUGUGUCUUGGGAAGGUCUAAGCAGACGCCCCACCCGAAGGAGAAGCCCGGCGAGAAGAAGGAGGAGGCAGCGAACCACUCGAGGAUCUCCAUCGACUCCUGCUACACUUUCACUAAGAAGCGCCACGAGAUCCAGGAGGGGGAAGCCGAGGCUGGAGGUGAUGCACAAGCGGCCGGUGAUGAUCAAGCGGCCCAAGGGGCCGAGCAGCAGGCGCUGGAGGAGGGACCCGAGAAGGCGGCUGACGGCGUGGAUUUUCGGGACCAGUUUGGGCUCACCCUCCUGGCGGCCGAGAACAAGACGGGCUGGGUACUUGCGAUCCCGGUCCUUGAGAAGGGGGCCGGCGCUUUGAAAAGAGUGGUGGAGCAACUGGUUCGUCUGUCAAUGGUUGUCUCCCCUGGCGAGCCGGUCGUGAUUCAGGGUGACUCUGAGCCCGCCAUCGGCCAGGUGAUGAAUGCAGUGGAGGCUUGCAGAGCGAGGCUUGGCCUGGUGACCGAAAAGAAGGUCAUCCCAAAGGGGUCGCAUGCUUCGAACGGCCAGGCUGAGAAGAUGAUCGAUGUGGUCAGGUGCAAUGGGCUUACCCUGCGAGCCUAUGUGGAGCAAAAGAUCAAGGCCACGAUUGAGGGCCACAACCACUUUUACCCCUGGAUCAUGCGGCACGCGGGCUUCCUGUACAACCGCUACGCUGUGACACCCAGAGGGGGCACACCUCACGAGAUCAUGUUUGGAAGGGCCUAUCGUGGCCUUCUUGUGCCCCUCGGGGAGCAGGUGAUUUUCCAUAAGCCCAGCCGAGCUCGAGGGGAUCUACAAUGGUGCCGGGGAGUUUGGCUUGGAGUGCACGAAAGGAAUGGAGCACACCUGUUGGGCACCCCCGACGGCGUGUUCGAAUCGAGAAGCAUCCGGCGCCUACCUGCAGAUGAACAAUGGAACGCCGAAGCGGUGCUGGGCAUGAUCGGCCUGCCGUGGAGCUACAUGGGAAAAGGAAAGAGGAGGCGACCUUUGUACACGGCAGCUUCUGCUAGAGUUCCUUUGCUCCCGGACACAGCCACCCUGGAGGAGUUGGCAAGGUCGGCUGGCAGGGCGGCGGCAGAGUCGAUUGCAGCCGCUCCCCCCGCGCUAGUACCGCCAAAGCCAAGAAGCGAGCCAGGCAGUGAUCCUCCCACUUCGUCUUCGAGCUCAACGUCGGAGUCACCAACCGGGGCAAGCAACAACCACGGCAGAGCAGGCCAGCAAAGAGCAGACGGACCACAACAGGAGUCACGAGAUUCACUUCCACCUCAAGGGCGACCUAGUGAAGGCCAGGCGGGGCAGACCCAGCAGCAAAGAGCACAUGGACCACAGCAGGAGUCACGAGAUUCACUUCCACCUCAAGUUGCCGUUCAGGACAUGGAGGUUUCAGGCGAACCUGCUGGAGUCACCCGCGAGGCACCUGAGUCAAUUCUGGGAGCAGCUCCUAAGCGACCAAGGCUUUUGCUUGAUAGACCGGUGACACCAGGGGCUAGCCCAGGGGCCUCACCUUCAGCAAGCUCUGGUCUGUAUCCUCCCACCUUUGCGGGCAUAAGAAUGGUUCACGGCGACAUCCCGGCGGAGGAGCUCACUGGGUUCGAGAAUUGGGAGGAAGACCUGGUGGAGGCCAUGGAGAACGCGAGCUUCCUGGCCGAGGACUUUGCCGAGACCUGGUGGGAUGAGUACUCAGAGCGUCGAGGUGGACCGGCGAGCAGAUGA